GCAACGGCGGCGUUCAGACCUCAAGUCUCUCAUAGAUCAGCGAUAGCAAGCAAUUAAAUUAAAAAUUAAAAUACUGGGAACUAAAUUAAAACUCGGAACUGAAUUAAAAUACCGGGAAUUAAAUUAAUACACUGGGAAUUAAAUUAAAAUUCAGGAAUCAAUUUCGAAAUUCCUGGAAUUAAAGUGUAAGGAACAAAUUCCCCUUCAGUUGUGAAGGAUAAAUGCACAGAAGCUCAUUAUCUUUCACUUGUUAAAUAGAUUAAUGACGGUUUAUUCCCCUCCGCUCAGUAUCUCUAAUAGUCUGAUUAGCAAGUUCAUUUUGAAAACAAACUUGUAAACAGGAUAGAAAUCACUACAAUAUUUUCAAGUUUAAGAAGUUUUCUUUUCAAAAGUAAACCUCUGCUUCUAAAUUACUUUUUAAAGAAAAUGUUUACUGGCCAUUGAAAUGGAAAGUUUUGGAAAGUGGGAGAAUUAGCAGCCUGGGGAAGUGUGAAGUGCUUUAUUUUGACAGAAGGAGUAAGAAGACAGACCACUGAUGCUCUGAAAGCUUAAUUUUGCAAGAUGUCAAAUCAUGAAUGGACACAAAUAUUAACUGGUUUUGGCAAAGGCUGCUGCACCGACACAAUUCUUACUGACCAGGCCAAGGAAAUGACUGUUCUCAGGGACCGACCUUACAGGACAAAUGUUGCGAAGGAGAUGCAGCCUGUGAGCCACCUUGGAGCCAGAGCUAUGCAUAAAAGUACAUUGACAUUGGGAAGAAAAUCUGCAGUAUCAGAUUAUACAAGCUCCUAUAAGCAAUACUUUAUUAGUCAGAAAGCUCAACCUAUAAUCAAAUAUUCUGGUUACCCUGAUGAAAUAAAACACCUUGGUGUGAAUACAGAUGGAAAAGAACAUCUAACUACACACAGAGAAGCCUUUUUUGUUAAAGAAGUUAUACCACGCAGAAUUCUGAACAAAACAGUUGUUGAAAAUCGAAUGAAAAACACACAGGGCCUAGCAAUGAAAGAAAUUACCACCGCUACUAGUGGCAGGGCAAGUUACUGCACUUCUUAUUCCUCAGUGCAUGGUAUCAGAGCCCAUCAUCCAACAUCUGCUCAUAUUGCUGAACUUCAGCCAAAGAGACACACUCACAACAUCAUUACUGGUGAGGAAGGCCCCAGUGUUCAACCCACAAACUACAAGAGAAAGUCAGGAGAUUGGCUUCAACAGUGUUCAAGGCAACGUGGAUGUUUUUAUGAUCGUUUCUUUCUAUACUGAGAGUAGAACAGUUUAAUCACUAUUUAUAAUAAGAGUAGAAUCUGGCUCUAACUCACUAUGUGGCUCCUUCAAAUUUCACAACUUGUCAGAUUUUAUUACAUUAACAGAUCAAGCUCAAACUGGAAAUGUUUUUGAUUUGUAAUUGAAAUGAUAGUUGAGCUGAAUGAUUUUUCUGUAUAUAACAUUGUUAACCCAUCUAUAUGUUAUCACUGAGUGAGAUGUAAUGUAUUAUAUCAGUCUUUAAAUUGACAAUGUAACCAAUGCAAAUGUAACAUAGCACUGAGUAACUUUAGUGUACUUGGUGCAUGUGACAUUGGAUUGGUUCACUGUAAAUGAUCAAAUUGCAGAAUUUUGGAAUAAGUUUGAAGACAGGGAGAAAAAUAUUUAAAUAAGCCUUAGUUACAGAAAGGUCAUUAAAUGCCAAGUCCUCUAAUACUACACUAAUUUUUAGAUUGUUUAAUCACACUGUUCAGAUGUGUUAUGACAAAAUCUGCAGCAGGUGGAACUUGAACCUGGGCAUCCUGGCCCAGAGGUAGGGGCAUUAUCACUGUGCCACAAGACCUUCGAAUUUUCAUUUCUAUAACUGAGAAUUAUACUGUGUGCACAGUGUGCAAACAGGUCAUUUGGCCUCACUUGUACAGACCUCUUCCAACAUCGUUCCUGUAACCUGAUCAGCAAAUCUUAAUUCUUUCUCAUUCAUGUAUUUAUCUAGUUUUCUGUUAAUUGCAUUUCUGAUAUUCACCACAAAUCCUCCAUGUGGAGCAAGUUUCCCAUUGUGGGUAUGGGGUAAUGAUGUAUGUUGUACAGGCUAAAAUCUGAGCAGUUCAGUUUGAGCAUUAAUUGGAAGUCUCCCAACAUGUUAAUGUCUCUGUUGAGUUCCAAUCUCUUCCCUUUUUAAAAAGAUUGUGGAAUGCAGCUGCAACAAGCAGGUACAAGGCUAUCUGCUUCACUUAAUCUAUUCACCUUCACCAGUGUUAAUUCUUAUCUUAAUCCACUGGUAAACUGAAACCAUUCCACUAGGCAUGCUCAUUGAGGGCCGUUACACUCUGGAAAGCAUGUCAGCUGGAUGUUGACAAAUUAUCUCAAACAGAAGCCAAACCCUCCAAAAUAAAACAGUAGCUUGUUAAUGUCCUGGAUGCUGUUUUCCUUUUUCUCCCCUUUAUUCCUUCAUGAGAUGUGAAUGUCACCAGAAAACCAGCAUUUGAUUCCUAUGUUUAACUGCCCUUGAACCAAGUGGCUUACUAAGCCAUUUCAGAGGGUCUGGAGUCACAUGUAGGCCAGACCAGGUAAAGAUGGCAGAUUACCUUCCCUAAAGGGCAUCUAUGAACCAGAUAGAAUUUUACAACAAAUGACAAUGAUUACAGGGUCACCAUUACCAAGACUACCUUUUAAAUCCAAAUGAAGAAAGCUGACUGAGGAUUUGAAAUUGAAUGGAAAGUUUUAUUGACUAAAAGGUGUGUGUCUUGCAAAAUAUGCUUUAGUUACUUAGCUUAUGCAAAUUUAUCAUUUAAAUUCACCAUUUUGACUUUAUGUAUUUAGUGGUGAAACAGGGAGACAAUGACUUUAUUCCAAUAACCUGGUCAUAAGAGAGCAGUCCCAGAAGCUUUCAUUAAGGUUUUUUUUUUAAAUUAUGGAAGCUUCUAGGCUAUUGAGGAAAACUAGGGCUGAAUGAUUUGUUCUGGAUUGGUGAAACACAGGUAAGAUAGACCAAAUGGCCUCAGAAAUUGCACUUGAAUAAAUGUAUUAAUCUAUACUACACCCUCAAUAUCUUUCCCAAGGUGUAUGCUGCAUCUUUUAAUGUGAUAAAAUACUUCAGGAGCAAUUAGAUAAUGUUGUGACACUAAAAACUUCGUCAGAGAUUUUAAGGGGUGGCAUGAAGUAGGAGGCGAGAGGAUUUUGGGCGGAGAAUUGUAGAGUUUAAAGUUCAGGUGUCUGAAGAUGUGACAGCCAGUGUUGGAGGGGUGAAAUUGAGGCUGUACCAGGAACCAAAACGGGUGGAACGUAGUGACCUGGGAGGGGUGUUGGGCUGGAGGAGAUUACAGUCAUUGGGCAGGACCAAGCCAUGGAAGGAUUUAAAAGAGGAAUGAGAAUUUUAAAAUGGAGGCAUUGUUACGCAGGAGGCAGUGUAUGUUAGAAAGCACAGUGGUGGUGGUGAUGAUUGAGAUUUUGUGCAGGAUUCUGGCAGCACAGUUUGGAUAGUUUUCAGAUUUAUGGAACUUGCAAAACUGGUCAUGGCCACAGAACUAAAAAGCAAACAGGGUUUCAGCAGUAGAUGAGCUGAGGGAGGGUUUAGAGUGUAGAUGGGCAAUGUAACCAGGUUGGAAGUAGCUAGUCCUGGUGAUGCGGAUAGAGGAAUAUCAUCUCUGUUCAGGGAGGUGGUUACCAGUUCCAUCAGUCACCAGUACCACAAUCAUGGAGGUGGUGAAUGGCCCCUCAGACUUCUCUCUUUGUUUGACUGCAGCAGGUUCUUUUAAAAUAAGGAUACGCUUGAGCAGGUUAGUGAAUGUUUAACUGUCCACGUGCUGUGAUAAUAAAUGGACUAUGAGACAUGUUUUUAU
Messenger RNA from Rhincodon typus (whale shark), 3815 nucleotides. RefSeq lists its product as uncharacterized. The record is from RefSeq and is a predicted model, not a curated record. Bases 562 to 1257 code for a protein of 231 amino acids. NCBI's taxonomy places the organism in Eukaryota, Metazoa, Chordata, Chondrichthyes, Orectolobiformes, Rhincodontidae. The transcript has 5 exons.